AUGUCGAACCAGCACACUAAAAAGACCUACACUCUCAACACCGGCGACAAGAUCCCCGCCAUCGGCCUGGGUACUUGGCAGUCCAAGCCCAAUGAAGUCCGGGAGGCCGUCAAGAACGCCUUGUUGAAGGGCUACCGCCACAUUGAUACUGCCCUCGCCUACGGCAACGAGCACGAGGUCGGCCAGGGUAUCAAGGACUCCGGCGUUCCCCGUGAGGAGAUCUGGAUCACUACCAAGCUGGACAACACCUGGCACCAUCGUGUGCAGGAUGGCAUUGCCUCCUCCCUGAAGGACCUCGAUGUCGACUACGUCGACCUGUACCUGGUCCACUGGCCCUGCUCUACUGACCCCAACGACAAGUCUAAGCACCUGCCCGACUGGGACUUCAUUAAGACCUGGCAGGAGAUGCAGAAGCUGCCUGCCACCGGCAAGGUCCGCAACAUUGGUGUCUCCAACUUCGGCAUCAAGAAUCUCGAGAAGCUCCUGAAUGACCCCUCCACUAAGAUUGUCCCUGCGGUGAACCAGAUCGAGUUGCACCCCAACAACCCCUCGCCCAAGCUGGUUGCUUACAACACUUCUAAGGGGAUCCACUCCACCGGAUACUCGUGCCUCGGCUCCACCGACUCUCCUCUUUACAAGGAUCCCACUCUCCUCAAGCUCGCCGAGAAGAAGGGCAAGACUCCCCAGCAGGUUCUGCUCGUCUGGGGUAUCCAGAAGGGUUGGAGCGUCAUUCCCAAGUCUGUCAACAAGUCCCGCAUUGAGGGCAAUUUCGAGAUCGAUGGCUGGACCCUCACUGAUGAGGAGAUUGACCAGCUUGAUAACCUCAAGGACCGCUUCAAGGUCUGUGGUGACAGCUGGUUGCCUGUCAAGGUCUUCUUUGGCGAUGACGAGUAA
This is a messenger RNA of Penicillium maclennaniae, 894 nucleotides long. RefSeq names its product putative glycerol dehydrogenase Gcy1 (gene gcy1). Bases 1 to 894 code for a protein of 297 amino acids. The transcript has 2 exons. Gene Ontology annotation, cellular component: cytosol. NCBI's taxonomy places the organism in Eukaryota, Fungi, Ascomycota, Eurotiomycetes, Eurotiales, Aspergillaceae. Gene Ontology annotation, molecular function: aldose reductase (NADPH) activity. The record is from RefSeq and is a predicted model, not a curated record.